AUGGCCUCCUGCUUGGGGAGACAGCUUGGGGCCACUGUGCGCGGGGCGGGCGCUGAGAAUGCCAAGGUCUCUCAAAUCUACUUGAGCUUCAUGAGCAUUGUGAUGGGAGGUUUCCUGGCCUACUUCUUGGUGCUCGGUUGCUGGCAGCGCAUGCGGCAGGCCCUGCAUCGCACACAGACCAUCUUCCUGGACAAGCUUUGUAUCGCCCAGCACGACGAGGCUCUGAAGGAGAAGGGCAUCCUCGGGUUGGCAGCCUUCCUCCAUCGCUCGGACAAGCUGCUGGUGCUCUGGUCCCCACGAUACUUUGCGAGACUCUGGUGCGUGUACGAGAUUGCCACCUUCAUGAAGGAUCGCCACCGUGCCAAGUCGAUCCUGUUCAUCCCGGUGAAGAUGGCCAGCCUCUUCUUCCUGUACUCCGCGAGCUGGCAUGUGCUCACCUACUGUUACUACAUGGUGGAUGAUGCUGCGGACGGCCGCUCACUCCUGCAGCAGACCGUCAUUGUUGCGCCCGUGUUUGCCACCAUCUGCGCCAUCGUGAUCCCGUGCGCCUAUGCCCUGGGCAUCGGGAUGAUGAAGGACGUCGAGGAGCUGCCUGCCCAACUCCGAAGUUUCGAUGUGCGCCGAGCUGCUUGCGCCUGCUGCACUUUUCCGCAGCACCUGCACCCCGAGACCGGACGCGGGAUUCCUUGCGACCGGGCACUGGUGCUGCGCAUGCUGCACAAGUGGUACGGCUCUCCCGACCAGGAUGAGGACGGCUACCUCGAGCAGUUCAACUCCCUGGUGCGCUGCGAGCUGGCACCGCAGAUCUUGGGCCAAGUGAACAGGACACCAUGCUACUCCUUCUACGUUGUUGCUGCCCCGAACGUGCCUUUCCUCGCCUACUACAUCCCAAGGUGGUUUCAGCUUGCGCCUGCCGGCGCAAGCUUCACACACCUUGCCGUCUGGGCCCUUCGUCACCUCAUGGGCUGGGCCAUCCUGACACUGGUUGCGCUCUUCUCAGUGCGAGUGUCAAUGUUCCUGUGGCAGGUGGGCCUCAGCCUCUCCCUCAAGCGAUCCAGGCUCCUGGUGUCCGCCGCGCUGGUGCCGGGGGCUUUCCGCGACCGCAGCCUGAAAGCGAUUAGCCCCAACUUCCCGGUGAUGCUGGUGCUGGGUGCCUCCGCUUGGCUGCCCUUCCAGAUAACCUUUGCGGUGACCGAGGAGGAUGACAUCCUGCCCAUCAUCCCCUUCGGCGUGCUGGUGGUCAUCGUCCUGUACCUCUACCGCCCGGCCAGAGGAAUGACCGCAGACGAAGCCCCGCCGCAGGUUGCUGGGAACCUAGUUCUCCCCGUCAAUGUCCAGAAGGAGGACUUGGCGCCAGAGCUGUUGCGGGGCGUGCCGCUGCAUGUGGCGCUGAGCGGCUGGGCGAAGCACUGGGGGUCUCCAGACAGCGGCCGCUUCGGCUCCGAGGCCACGAGCUAUGAACUCAGCGUGCCCUGCGCGCACUUCGGCUAUUUCCUCAGCCACGACUGGGGCACGCCACGGUUCCAGAAGCUUCUGUGCCUGCUGAUUGUCUUCAACUCCCGCGCGGCACUGCUGGCCUCCCUGGCAGCCAGCGCCUGCGUUGGCUUCCUCGAGGCAUGGGUUGGUCUUCCCAUGAACCUCUGGACCCCCUGCAUCGGUUUCCUGGCAUACUUCUUGGUGCUCGGUUUCUGGCAGCGCAUGCGGCAGGUCCUGCACCGCACACAGACCGUCUUCCUGGACAAGCUUUGCAUCGCCCAGCACGAUGAGGCUCUGAAGGAGAAGGGCAUCCUCGGGUUGGCAGCCUUCCUCCAUCGAUCGGACAAGCUGCUGGUGCUCUGGUCCCCACGAUACUUUGCGAGACUCUGGUGCGCCUACGAGAUCGCCACCUUCAUGAAGGAUCGCCAGCGCGCCAAGUCGAUCCUGGUCAUGCCGGUGAAGAUGGCCAGCCUCCUCUUCCUGUACUCCGCGAGCUGGCAUGUGCUCACCUACUGCUACUACAUGGUGGAUGAUGCUGCAGAUGGCCGCUCACUCCUGCAGCAGACCGUCAUUGUUGGGCCCGUGUUUGCUGCCAUCUGCGCCAUCGUGAUCCCCUCCGUCUAUGCCCUGGGCAUUGGGAUGAUGAAGGACGUCGAGGAGCUGCCUGCCCAACUCCGGAGUUUCGAUGUGUGCCGAGCUGCUUGCUCCUGCUGCACCUUUCCGCAGCACCGGCACCCCGAGACUGGGCGCCGGAUUCCUUGCGACCGGGUGCUGGUGCUGCGCAUGCUGCACAAGUGGUACGGCUCCCCCGACCAGGAUGAGGACGGCUACCUCCAGCAGUUCAACUCCCUGGUGCGCUGCGAGCUGGCACCGCAGAUCCUGCGCCGAGUGGGCAGCGACACCAUGCCCCUCAGCUACUCCUUCUACGUUGUUGCUGCCCCGAACGUGCCUUUCCUCGCCUACUACAUCCCAAGGUGGUUUCAGCAAGCGCCUGCCGGGGAAAGCUUCACACACCUUGCCGUCUGGGCUCUACGUCGCCUCAUGGGCUGGGCCGUCCUGACACUGGUUGCGCUCUUCUCAGUGCGAGUGUCAAUGUUCCUGUGGAAGGUGGGGCUCAGCCUCUCCGUCAAGCGAUCAAGGCUCCUGGUGUCCGCCGCGCUGGUGCCGGUGAUGCUGGUGCUGGGAACCUGCGCUUGGCUGCCCUUCCAGCUUGCCUUUGCAGCGACCGAGGAGGAUGACAUCCUGCCCAUCAUCCCGUUCAGCUUGCUGGUGGUCACCGCACUCUAG
Messenger RNA from Symbiodinium natans, 2763 nucleotides. NCBI's taxonomy places the organism in Eukaryota, Dinophyceae, Suessiales, Symbiodiniaceae. The record is from the annotation of a GenBank genome assembly.